UGUUGGAUAUGCUACGCUGAUUCGCUAUAAGUUCAGCAAAGAUGACACCAUGCACCUUCAGUCCAGCAUCCUCGGAUGCUUGAACCUUGUGUGAAGAUGGCAGUGGCAUCAUCUCACACCUACGCUCCUCUCCUGCUCUUGUUCCUCCUGGCCUGUUCAUGCAGGGCAUCACCCGGCCAUGCGGUCGACCCUACCUGCCCUCCGGCCAAGGCGUCGGCGGUGGCAGUGGAAACCUUGGACUGCGGCGGACCUCGGUGCCAGCCACCGGCUCCACAUGUUCCGGUCCCGGUGUUCCCGUAUGACAUCGACCCGAUGCAGUUCGCGCUGAACCUGGAGUACACCGAGGCCGAGUUCUUCCUCCACGCAGUGUUCGGUGUAGGGCUCGACCAGAUCGCGCCGAACCUGAUGUUGGGAGGGCCACCUCCGGUGGGCGCCAUGAAAGCCAACCUCGAUGAGGUGACAUGGCGCAUCGUCGCGGAGUUUGGCCUUCAAGAAGUCGGCCACAUCAGGGCUAUCCAGAACACAGUUGGUGGGUUCGCUAGGCCAAAGAUAGACCUGAGCGCCAGCAACUUUGCAAGGGUGAUGGACCAAGCAUUUGGUUACCAUUUGGACCCUCCUUUCGACCCCUACAUCGACAGCCGCAACUUCCUGCUGGCGUGCUACGUGAUCCCCUACCUGGGCAUCAACGGCUACACCGGCACCAACCCCAUCAUCGACGGCUACGAGACUAAACACCUUCUUGCAGGGUUGCUAGCCGUGGAGGCGGGGCAGGACGCGGCCUUCCGCGCGCUGCUCUUCGAGCGCAAGAGCGAGACGGUGCCGCCCUACAAGGGGAUCACGGUGGCAGAGUUCACCGACCGCAUCUCCGCGGCGAGAAACCAGCUGGGGAAAUGCGGGGUGAAGGACGAGGGGCUCACCGUGCCGCCCGAGCUUGGCGCGGAGGGCAGGAUCUGCACCAACGUGCUCUCCGCCGACAGGGACUCGCUCUCCUACGCCCGCACGCCGGAGGAGCUGCUCAGCAUCCUGUACCUCACCGGCGACGAGCACGUGCCCGGUGGCUUCUUCCCGGAGGGCGCGAACGGGAAGAUAGCACGGGAGUUUCUUCGCAAGCCGUUUGCAGCUGGGGAUAACAAGGCGCCAGCAAAUUAAGUAGGCCCGCAUGAGUGAUUGCAGCGUCAAUCAUCGGCCUGAAUGAAUAAUAAUGUAAAUAGUGUGUGGAUGGCAUGCUCGAUGGAAUAAGAUGGACAGUGUUUGUGCGGCUUCUGAGGUCUUAGAAAUUGAAGCGUUGCGCAGGCUGCACAUUAUUUGUUCGAAACUGAAUUGCAAAACAGAAGCCGGAGCGUAAGAAAUUGGCUUAAACCUCUACGAAUUUGCGGCAGAACGUACAUUCAUAUGUUAUGGAUUUUGCUAAGUACAUGUUUUGCAAGAUCAGGAAGUCUGGAGAAUUUAA
This is a messenger RNA of Triticum aestivum (bread wheat), 1450 nucleotides long. Its product is annotated as desiccation-related protein PCC13-62. The record is from RefSeq and is a predicted model, not a curated record. Lineage: Eukaryota; Viridiplantae; Streptophyta; Magnoliopsida; Poales; Poaceae. Bases 76 to 1149 code for a protein of 357 amino acids. The transcript is spliced from 3 exons.